AUGAGCGAAGAGACACAACCCCAAUCUACAGAACCUAAAGGUUCUGGAAGUGGUGUCAUCAUUGAUGAUGGUACAAUGGAUGAUCUGAUCGAUAAACUCAGGAUUUUACGAUAUGAAACCGAAUUUUGUCCCCGUGUCAAGCCCCCAUUCAAACCCUUGAGCAAGUAUUACUUUUCGGGACCCUCUACCAUUGAUAACCCUAACGCCCAGUUCUACUAUUUCACGUCUCUGUGCUCCUGGUUAAUGGGUUUAUCCGGUCGUAAUUUUGAACCUCCGGGGCAGUUUGACGAUCCGAAUGCUACGGCUACCAAUAUAUUAAUGGAGUUACGUGGGAUGAACAUAACAGCACCUAACCUUGCGCCUAAUCGGUUGCGCCAAGCAAGUGGUGAAGCAGUUCUGACUGUGCUUUCGCUUCUCGCUGAUCACGCUAUCCUCAGUAAAGGUUUAAGCAUUCGUGCUAUUGACUACAGUAAUAUUGAAAAGUUCGAUGAGUUGGAAGGGGCCACGGAUGGUGACGAGAAUUAUGGAAUUGGUGAUGAGGUGGAGGAUAAUGUGAUGAUCGAUAGCGACGAUGACGAUGAGUUAUACGUUCGUGCUGUUGGGGGGAAGUCAGGGAAAGAAGACACAGGGAUACCUGUGGAGUCAGAAAUUAAUGCAGAUGAAUGGAAUCUGGAAGUGGAGCGCGUUGGACCUUUGCUUCAUGUAAAGUCAGAGGCGAUACAAGAUUGGCGCUCUCGCAUUGAAAACGCCGCAAUUCUUUUGAAAGCUGUUGAGAAAAUGUAUCCAGAGGUAAGGCAAAUGCUUCAGAGGAUGAGUGAUGAUUUAGAGAAAUCCAAAGACCGCAUUCAGAAACGUGAGCAGACGCUCGCUCAGCAGUUUUCCGAUCAAGUUGAGGAUUACCGUGUGAAGCUGCGGGAGCUGAACUCUUCUCAAGAUGCCGCAAAUAUAGCAAGUCAGAGCGUUCAACAACUUUCAGCUGAGUUAAAUCAAGUAAGUGGAUUGCUGGACCAGGUAAAGCGGGAUAUCGAAGAAAGAGAGGCGAAACUAUCAGAUACAUCUCCAUUGAUGCAAGUAAAGGAUGCUGCUGUGAAGGUAAGGGCCGAAAUCAAGCAAAUGUCUUUAAGAAUUGGUAUUUUGCAACACACAGUCCUCCACUACGUAAUGAAACAAACAAAGGCAAAACGAGAGGGUACAGCCAAUACCUCUGGUGGUGAUGAGUGGGAAGAAACGGAUUAUAUGUAA
Molecule: messenger RNA, 1242 nt
Organism: Trypanosoma brucei brucei TREU927
Lineage: Eukaryota; Euglenozoa; Kinetoplastea; Trypanosomatida; Trypanosomatidae
Exons: 1
Coding region: 1-1242 (413 amino acids)
Biological process (GO): intraciliary transport; non-motile cilium assembly
Cellular component (GO): Golgi apparatus; cilium; centrosome
Source: RefSeq, a predicted model, not a curated record